Molecule: messenger RNA, 6144 nt
Organism: Rhagoletis pomonella (apple maggot)
Lineage: Eukaryota; Metazoa; Arthropoda; Insecta; Diptera; Tephritidae
Source: RefSeq, a predicted model, not a curated record
UACUGCUUUAACUUUAUUUACAGUUUGCUCAUAAGAAACCGAAAAUUGCGGUUUUCUGGAAACCUGGAUUAGGCUGACAUGGAUGCAAUUACCGUCAAAUCUAUUAAGGAAAUGCCACUGGGCACCGUUGCCAGCAACAAAAUUAGUUGCGGGAGCAGCAACAGCAGUAGUGGCUACGCGAGUGCUACCAAUACCCCUACCAAUCCCACAUCGAUUGGAAACAAUAACAGUCACAUCCGCUAUUCGGAUUCGCACUCUAACACACCUGUGGGCAUGGUAGAACCUACACCAGUGGCCACAAUCGCUGCAGUAACGCCGUACAACAAUGAGACUUUCCAGCAGCAGCAACAACAGUUACAACAAUAUUACUCACACCUACAGCAGGACCAUCCCUCACAUUCAUAUCAAUUGACAGAUCCAUUGCUGCAGCCCUCUGCGCCCCAGCAUAAAAGUACCUGUGACUCCUGUGCCUUCUUGGCGGGUAAUGACAACCCACAAUCCACCAAUAUCGAGCGCAAUUUUUUAGGCAUGCGGCACCCGACAGCAUUCUACACGGAAUUGGAAAAGUCAAGUAAAAUUUCCAUGCAACCGGCGACACAGCAUCACAACAAAACUACCAACAGCAACAUCAACCAUAUUUAUAAUAGUGAGACUGGUCUGUAUAAUUCGAAACGUAGUAGUGAGGCGAGCACGUACGUAAAACCACAGGCCACCGCAACGCCAUUCUAUCCGCAGCCGUCGCAAACAAGUAGCUCCAUGGUUUAUUUUGAUCCCUACAAAAACAAAUUAUCCACGAAGUUGGCAAAAUACAAUAUCGAUUACAGUGAUAAACCGUUAGAGACCACAAACGAAGCGCCGUACGCGCAAAAUUUUCAACAGAAUUACAGUGGAAAUACGUUCCAGGGUGCUGUGUACGGUGGAAGUUCGUCGCAAAGGAAUCCACUGACUGCGGUCACGAAUGCGCGCGAACCGCAGCAACGUCUAGGGGUGCCUUUUGGCAACACAGCUAUGGCAGUUGGUAUCAACAUCGGUACUACAAGUAACAGCAGCAACGUCGGCGCAACUUAUUUCGAUAAAUAUCUGUACACUGUAGUGACUACGGCUGCACAGUCACCAUUUUACACAUCUACACAACCCGCAAAUCUGUCCGCUGAACCACCACAAUAUGUGUCUGAAAUACGGAACGAUACCUAUCAUAAGACAUCAACAUCUUCGUCAUGGCACUGGAGUAUGGAGUAUAGUAAGGGUAAUUAUCGUUCCCCGUCAGGGCAUUCAAACGCCAUUCCAACUGCCACCAUACCACCCACGAAUGCAAGCUACGUGUCGCCGAAUACCGCUGUCGCCCCCAGUCGUGAUAUAUAUUACACACCUGAGAAAUAUAGCAACAAAUAUGAUAAGUACAAUUCUUAUUACAAUCCUCACCUACAGUAUAUGACAACGAAUGCGGUUGGUCAUACCUUCUGGCCGAAUUCGCCUCAUUCCACACCGUACCUUGUACCCGCACUUAACGAUAGUUUGUUGCACGCGUACUCGCACCACGCAUCGUUACCUCCGACCGGCGUCCCCACCGCUAUAGCACCAGCACCUACGCAUCCUUCACUCGCAUAUCACCAUCCCUUUCCACCUUCUGCAGCUUCAGUCACUGAUCGCCAAAGUUGUUGCUCACAACCAUAUCAGCAACAGAAUUGUUACUAUCCGCGCAAUGCACAGCAUCCUCACCUUCUUCCUAAUGUAUACAGCUCACACACGCAAACCGCAAGUGAAAACAGCAACAGCAAUACCGCAGGGAAGUAUGGAAUGCUUGAUUAUGGACAUGGUACCAAAGCCAAGGUCAAUACUAAUGAUAUCUAUGCUAGAACGACGCCUACCUAUGAGACCACAAAUAUAAAUUAUCAUUCUUACCCGGUAGGUGUUACCCACAAUCAGCAAUAUGAAAACCCUAUAACACCAGCUACCGUAGUUUCACAUCAACCGCUCAAUCCAAAUAUUACGCCACAUAGUAACAUCUCAACUGUUUAUUAUAAUGAUCUCAACAUGCAGACUGCUUAUGAUACCUACAUUAGCCCAGUUCAAGUGCCGGCGUUACUACAACGGUGUGAAAGUUUAGUACAACGUGUUGAGCAGCUACCAAAUUUGCCACCUCCCUACAUACAGUCCACUCAAGUGAAAAGUUCACUAACUGACUUUCGAAAGCCGCCAGAAAUAGUAGAUGAGAACUGUUUUAUAGCUGAAACGACGCUCACGAACAUAAACGACCAUUUGACUACAGAUAUGAGCAACUCUGCAAGCAACUUCCGACUUGAGAGUGGGAUGCGUCUCAGCAAUGCAAUCAUAUAUAGCCAAAAGACGGCGGAAGAGAGUGCAGAUAAGACUGGCACUCCACUUACGCCAACAACUAAGAUUUACUCUAGUCUGCGUGAUUUUCUGAGUACUUGGAAUGAAGAUGAAGAAGAUUUUGAAUUCACGGAUGAGCGGAAGUUGUCUGACACACCGCAUUUCGAUGGACAGAUAAUUGGCACAGAAGGCAAAACGAAACUUGCUAAGAUAUCAAAUAAAAUGCUUUGCGUAUCAGGACUCCCAAGUGUGGCAUAUACACCAGUCUCAAUCACCCUCGAUUUCGAGGAAAUAAGUCGAACACCGCAACAACCAUCAAAUACCUCAGCAUCAAAUAUACGUUCCAAAACGCACGAUGACGUUAAUGUAGGCAGAUCAACAGAUGUAGAGACAAAUCGAAAUGUAAGCAUAAGUUUGCCUGAUAUCAUCAUCGAUAUCGAAAGGUCUAGUAGUUCAACGCCAGCUUUUUCGAGCGCAGCAAAGGUCUUCAAGGUCGAUAUGAAUAUGAAAUCUAAAAGCGAAGAUAUACACUAUAAUAAUUUUGAUGUUGAAAAAGAGAUUGAUGAACUUAAAAUAAAAAGCGUUCAACUAUCACGAAAAAACCAUACAUUUAUUAAUAAAAUAGGGAACGAUUUUGACCUCAAAGUUGCUGUUAGAAAUGAGAGCAAUAUUGGCACAAUUAAUAUGGCUAACAAACUGACUGAUUCCGGAACUAUUCUUCAAAAUAGAAUAAAUAAAACGUUUGCAAAACGUAAUCCCCAAACUUAUAUUGAUAUAAUACAUAAACUUAAAAGUUUUUCAAAAUUCUACAAACGAAAAUAUUCGGAUUUAAUAAAAUAUGAAGGUGGUAAUAAAUUACGAAAUCAAGGGCAAAUUUUAGAUAGCGAUUUAAAUUUUGCUGUGGUCUCAACAAAGCCCUGUAGAAAGGGGAAAGGAAAGCAGAUUCAUCUGAAACCAAGCAAAUAUUCAUUCUACCAAAGAACUUUACGGUCUUUACGGCGCCACCUUAUUAUAAGAGGUAAACGGCUGGAUUCAACUCUCCUCAUGCAACAACACAUUGCCCCAGUGGCGGAGAGCCCUUUACCUGUAAUCAAGAGGAAAGUUACAAAGCAAUUUUCUAGUAGAGCUGAAAACCAAUUUAAGUUUUUUAAUCCGAAAACUCUAAAAUGCUUGACUAUAUGUUUAAUAAAUUCCGAGAUAUUUCGGAUUAAGCUCUUGAAUAGAGCAAAUUUUAAGAAAGACAUUACUGAACCUAAAAUAAUGAAUACAGCUCCAAAGAAGGAAAUUGAAAUUCCCAAUGAAAUGUUGAAAGCAAUAUCAGAUAUUCCGCCCCCAAACCAAGCACAAGUAAUUGAAAAUAAUGAGGAAUGUAAAAAAUCAGCUGAUAUUUUUGCUGAAAGCUCACUUAAUGAGCAACUACUGUAUGGAAUUAAGACGGCUGAACAUUGCACGUAUCUUAACUCUUUGCGUCAUUUUGUUGCAGAAAACGCGCCAAGUAAAGAUAUUGUUGUAGAGAGAAUAGAAAUCCUUGACGGGCCUCCUUAUGAAAUACCUCCAUCUUCACAGAAUAUGGAAGUACUUAAGGAGCAAAUUUUUGAAACAGAAAAGGUGGGUGAAGAAAGAACUGGAACAUCGAAUUUCAAUACAGAUAAUGAAAACAAUAGAAAUUGGGUUUGUCGCUGUACAGUUGAAAAAACCAGCAAUACGAGUGUUGAAAUGGCUAUGCAUAACUUUGAGAAUAGAGAACCCACAUUGGACAUUGUUUUCCCAUCAAAAGAUGAGAAGAUUCGGUUAAACAGUUCUGGAGAGAAUGUGUACCGAAUCGUCGAAGAUCAUUUACAUACGGAGAGGGUCAAAAAUCCGCAGAUCGAGAUGAAUAUAGAAAAAAGCGAACAAUCGGUAAGAGCGGAUUCGCCAGGGAUAACUAGAAAUUGUGAAUUAUGUGAUCAACAGUCUGAAAGAUUAACAAAUUUAGAUGUAUAUGAGAUGGAAAAUAGUGUUGAAAUGUUUAGAGCUAAAAAAUUCGUUGAAUAUUUUCCUGAAUCACCAAGACACUAUUUUGAAAAGUCAGUUGACUUUGAUGAUAAAUCCCCAGACUGCUACUCGUCGGGAAGUUCCGAUUCAUCUGCAACAUCUUGUGGUUACAAAUUAAAAAUACUAUCCUCGUCAUCUUCUUACUUAUCCUCUGACGAAGAUACCAAAAGUAAUACGAGGACGACAUAUAGCGAUUCUAAUGAAAUGAAAGAAUCAGAAAAGGAGCUUUCUCAACGUCAAGCAAAGUGAUCGAGUAAUAAUUUCCAAGCAAUUGCAAAAGAAAAACAUAUUGAUGCAGACUUUUAUACCCAAGAUGACAGCAGAGAUAAAAGGUACGAUGUUCCGGUCAGAACUAUAACAGAAAAUGAUAUCAAGACCUUGAAACAAACAUUAGGAAGGGGUAGUGAUGAACAUGAGCAAGAGGAAACCAGCCUUAAGAAGACUGACCAAAAUGUAUACGAAGAUGAAAGGUAUGCACAUGCCAGCAUUAAUACAAAUGUUUCGGAAGAUAAAAAAUACCAUGAUGGAUAUAAGACUACGGAAGAUAACGAGCCGAUGCAAGCAGAAGAAAGUGUUGUAUUUAAUGACGAAUCAAAUUUGGAAGCUCCUGUGAAUGUAAAAGACUCUUUGGGGUAUGAGGUGGGGAACGUGUUUGUAGAGACAAGCAGAUUAGAAAGAUGUGAUAAGUUAUGCGAAAUGGAGUAUUUGGAGACUGGCCUUGAAAUAGGCGAAAUUCAAUCCCAAAUCAAAUAUCUCUUUAAUGCAUCAUUAGGAGCUAGCAAGGAGAAUAGAGUACCGAGUUUAAAACAAAUACUGCUGGACUUUCUUGAGAGAGAAAAUUUCAUAGAAUAUGAUUCAAAAAUUCACCGUACUGAAGAUGAUAUAAAUAGCAGAAUACCAAAGCUAAGUGACCUUUGUAAAAUUGCCUUAGGUAGUUCCUUCGAAAUUAGCGCCACCAGUAAUACAAUCCAAAAUGUUCCAGAAAAACUGGAGCGCGAAUUGAGCGUUGAAGAAGCAUUAGCGGAGAUGUAUCGACAAGCCGGAGUCGCUUUAGACCCCGAAGAUGGCGAUGAAGAAGAGAAAGAAGAUCGUGACGUAGUAUUAAUUAGCCUAAAAGAAAUUUUAGUUAGUGAUAGUGACUUAUAUGUUUUACAGUGUGAUAUGAAUGAAAAUGCGCUUAGCGUUGUGGUGCAUGCACAAGAGGUGGAUUUGCCUAUGGCAGUCCACGACGAUGAGGAUAAUAUCGCAGUUAGAGAUGAGAAUGACGACGCGGUUAAAGAUGUCGCGCGUAAUAUGUGUUGAAGAGUAAAUUUUAGGGCCCAUUAUGGUAAUCGUUUAUUAAAAAAGUACAUACACCGUUGGAUAUUGCAAUGCCUGAUAGCCAGGUUCAGGGAACGGGAAUUGAAGAAGGUCCAAAUAUAAGAAGACAGGUAGAGGUGAGAAUUUCGAUAGCUGCAGAAGUAGAUAUACAUAUAUCGUUACCUUAAUAUAGAAAGGCCCCAAUCUCACAUCGUCGCUGAAAUGCCAAAAAGCCGUAACUAGCUAAAAUGUUUAUUGCAUAUAACGAUGUGGGGACUUAAAAUUCGAUGAAAUGUAUCAUGACACCGUAGGACAGUAAAUUUUACACACAAAAAAAUUAAUAUAUUCACGAAACUAUGGGUAAAUUAUAGUAAAACUGCGUACUUAGUUCUUCUGUUUGACGUCAGGACUUUUUUAAAAGGACUUUGAAAUUUAAAAAAUAUGAUUAUUUAAAAAAAUUAUUUAAAAAAUUCGGUG